Priapulus caudatus is the source of this 2259-nucleotide messenger RNA. RefSeq names its product ankyrin repeat domain-containing protein 54-like. The transcript has 10 exons. Gene Ontology annotation, molecular function: protein binding. The coding region runs from base 253 to 1137 and encodes 294 amino acids. The record is from RefSeq and is a predicted model, not a curated record. Lineage: Eukaryota; Metazoa; Priapulida; Priapulimorpha; Priapulimorphida; Priapulidae.
UACUACAUGUCAUUGCACGUGAUUUCGCAUGAGUGGUUUAUCUUGUUGAUUUGGCUCAGCAAGAUUGCAGUGUCGCAAUAACUUCCGUUUUGCCUAUGUAUAUUGGUAUAAUGUUGCGCUCAGUGUUGGCCCUGAGUAAGUGAAACCAAGGUCAACAACAUUAAAAUUAGGAUAUACGUUCCAAGUGCCUGUGCCUAGGUCCUUUGCAAAGUCAACGUGCAAGGUAAACCAAAUUUACCAGCUAAACUGCUGAUGAUGGAGAAGACAAGGGAACCCUCAGAUGUCAUGCCGGGACAGAAUCGUCAGUUUCAUUCAUGCAUAUCACAAGUUGACUCUGCAAACCCAAGUGCUACUUGCACUACCACUGCUCCGAUAAUAGAUGAACCAAAGUUUGAUUUCUCGAGCUGGAGUCCACAACCUCAUCCAGAAGUACAGGCCCUAUUUGUGCAAGCGAGAGGUUCACAGGAAUACUCGACUAAACAGUGGCUGGAAAGUGUUGGAAAACUUCGUGCCAUAGCGCGCCGCAGGAUAGAGAGAAGGAAAGCUGUGUACAGCCAAUUUGUCUCUACUCUAGAAGCUAGAAGACUUAGGAUCGCAGCAAGUGCAAAUGAUUUAGAUACAGUUAAAGAACUCGUAAACUUGCAUAAAGUUAGUCCAUCACAAGCUGACUUGAAAGGCAGAACUGCUUUACAUUUGGCAUGCAGCAAAGGUCAUACCUCAACCGUUGAGUGUCUACUAAACCAUGGCGCUGAUGUGAACUGUAAGGACAGUCUCGGGAAUACACCACUUCACCUGGCAGCCUGCACUAGCAACAUACCUGUGAUUACCUUGCUCCUCAAGGCAGGUGCAGAUGUAAAGGUUUUGGACAACAGAGGUUGCUCACCAUUGCAGAUGGUUCAGUCUCGUUUGUCCAUGCUUAGUGCAGAUAGAGUUUCCUCAUCUGAUGAGCUCAGGAAUCAGAUACAUCAGGCACUGACCAUGAUGCAAGAGUAUAUGAAGCUCCGUGGCAGCACAUGUCAGAUGGACCAGCUGUCUGAACUUUGCAAACGCCUUGCAAAUACUACAACUCGGGAACAGGUGGAUGAAGUCAGUGGUCUUCUUGCAAAGUUCACAGCUCUGAAUCUUCAAAAGUCAUGAAUCUAUAGCUUGGUCUUAGGCAUCAACUUUUUACUGUUAAAAUUUAAACUGAGUAACAACAAAGAUAUCCAGUACAUCCGCAAAAACACAUUGAAUAGUGGUCGGAUCUCUGUUGCUGCAUGUAUGGUUCAAACAUCACACGACUAUAGGCAGAGUUGGCUGUAACAGAGGUGAAGCAUAGAGGCACUGUGACUUGGAGAGUGUAUCUUUUGAGACAGCGUAUAACAAUCUCAGUCGACGCCAUUCGUAUUUGCUUACGAAAGUACAAUCAAUAAUUAUAAUAUGGCAGGUUACAUACAUGCAGUAAUGAUUCUAGAGCCAAACUCUGGUAAGGUCACAGGUAGUCACGGUCAGAAGACUCAUCAGCAGUAAAGAGGUCAGGGUCAAAGGUCAUAUAACAGUGGCUCUAACUUCAUUCUAGAUAUUUUACAGUGGAUAAGUUGACAGAUCGGGUGAGAACCUCAUUUUCAACAUUCACCAACAAUCAACAUUUUUCUUAGAGACCACAGAUUUGAGCAGAUGUGCUCUGCAGCUCUUAAUGAAUAGCUUUAACUUUGGUUUAUCUCUACAGUCACUGCAUUUAUGUUGAUGUGUAGUUUGCCACAUGUGAAUUAAUGGUUUUGAUUUCCUGACUGAUAUAAUACUUAUGCACGAUACCAAUUGUUGGAUUAACGAUGCAUGUGUGUUUCACCACUAUUUGUAAAUAAAUGUCAUUUUCACAUGUAGUUUAUAACUUUUACUGCUCUAUACAUGUAUUUACACUAUACAUUGUGACAUUUAUUAGAGCAAGAUGGAAACAUCUAUAUUAUAUACAUACAUUAAGAAUUUAGAAUAGAAAUCUUGAAGAUAUUAGAAUAAAUAUUUCAUAAUACUUUAAUAGGAUGAGAUAGCUUACUCACUAUUGCUAGCUGUAUGUAAAUAGGGAUAAAUGUAGUUUAGAACAUUGUUCAAUAUUAACUGGUUUCAUGCUUCCUGUCUUAAUCAGCAUCUGCAAGCAUUUCAAGAGACCACAAGACUCAAGGUUUCACUUAUUUACAAUUUUACUAUAUAUUUUAAUAUAGUGUACAUAUCAUGUAAAGACAGAUUCUAUGGAAAUAAAUAUCUUACAUUUGAUAAAAUGCA